Camelina sativa (false flax) is the source of this 2429-nucleotide messenger RNA. RefSeq names its product subtilisin-like protease SBT4.5. The record is from RefSeq and is a predicted model, not a curated record. Gene Ontology annotation, molecular function: serine-type endopeptidase activity. NCBI's taxonomy places the organism in Eukaryota, Viridiplantae, Streptophyta, Magnoliopsida, Brassicales, Brassicaceae. Gene Ontology annotation, biological process: proteolysis.
UCAAUUAAUUAUGACAAGACCUGCUCUCUCCUCUUGUCUAUCCUCAUGUCUCUUUGUCUUUGCCUUGCUUGUGAGUUUUGCCGCAGCAGCCGAAAAUGAACAAGACAAACAGGUGUAUAUUGUAUACAUGGGUGCACUCCCUGCUCGUGUUGACUACAUGCCAAUGUCCCAUCAUGCUAGUAUUCUUCAAGAUGUCACCGGAGAGAGUUCGAUCGAGGAUCGUUUGGUUAGGAAUUAUAAAAGGAGUUUCAACGGAUUCGCAGCCUGGCUAACCGAAUUCGAAAGAGAGAUACUAGCAAGUAUGGACGAAGUUGUGUCUGUGUUUCCAAGCAAGAUACUGAAGCUCCAAACAACGACGUCCUGGAAUUUUAUGGGCCUCAAAGAAGGCAAAAGGACAAAGCGAAACAAUCUUGUAGAGAGCGAUACAAUCAUUGGUGUUAUCGACAGUGGAAUCUACCCUGAAUCGGACAGCUUCAGCGGCAAAGGCUUUGGUCCCCCUCCUAAAAAAUGGAAAGGUGUUUGCGAAGGUGGCAGAAACUUCACUUGCAACAACAAGCUUAUUGGAGCACGGUACUACACACCCAAACUAGAAGGGUUUGCUGAGUCAGCGAGGGACAACAUGGGACAUGGCUCACACACAGCAUCCACGGCAGCUGGAAACGCUGUGAAGCACGUAAGCUUUUAUGGACUCGGUAAUGGAACCGUGAGAGGUGGCGUCCCAGCUGCUAGAAUAGCGGUUUAUAAAGUAUGUGACCCUGGCGUCAAUGGGUGCACCACUGAUGGAAUUCUAGCCGCAUUUGACGAUGCCAUAGCAGACAAGGUAGACCUUAUUACCAUCUCCAUAGGUGGGGAUAACGGUUCACCGUUCGAGGCAGACCCUAUCGCUAUCGGGGCUUUCCAUGCCAUGGCCAAGGGAAUCCUCACUAUAAAUUCCGCAGGAAACAGUGGUCCACAACGUAGCACAGUCUCGAGCAUUGCGCCUUGGAUCUUCACUGUUGCUGCUAGUAAUACAAACCGCGCAUUUGUCACCAAAGUUGUUCUCGGGAACGGCAAGACAGUUGUCGGAAGAUCGGUAAACUCGUUUGAACUUAACGGAAGGAAGCACCCUCUUGUAUACGGGCAAUCAGCUUCAAGUAGUUGCGGUGAUGCUUCAGCCAGGUUCUGCUCACCAGGGUGUCUAGACAGUAAACUUGUGAAAGGAAAGAUUGUGUUAUGCGAUUCCCCGCAAAAUUCAGAUGUAGCUCAAGCUAUGGGAGCCGUUGCAUCCAUUGUUAAGAGUCGCAAUGGAGAUGUGGCAUUAAUCUUCUCUUUUCCAGUGUCUAUUCUAUCGGAAGACGAAUAUAACACUGUCCUCUCGUAUAUGAACUCCACAAUAAACCCCAAAGCAACUGUUCUGAAAAGUGAGACUAUCUUUAAUCAGAAAGCUCCAGUCGUUGCUUCCUACUCUUCUCGUGGCCCAAACACAAUCAUUCCUGAUAUCUUGAAGCCAGAUAUAACAGCGCCUGGAUCAGAGAUCCUUGCUGCUUAUUCUCCUGAUGGCCCACCAAGCAAAUCAGACACAAGACGUGUAAAGUACUCUGUUGAUACAGGAACUUCAAUGUCUUGCCCGCAUGUUGCUGGUGUAGCCGCCUACCUAAAAACGUUCCACCCAAGCUGGUCUCCUUCCAUGAUCCAAUCCGCCAUCAUGACUACCGCUUGGCCAAUGAGUGUAUCUACUUCUCCAUUUAACGAGAUGGCCGAGUUUGCCUACGGAGCGGGCCAUGUCGAUCCGAUAGCUGCAGUUCAUCCUGGACUCGUUUAUGAAGCUACUAAAUCCGACCACAUCGCCUUUCUUUGUGGCUUGAACUACACCGGGAAGAACUUAAGACUCAUUUCCGGUGAUAGCAGCAGUUGCACUAAAGAACAAAGUAAUUCAUUACCCCGAAACCUAAACUAUCCAUCGAUGACUGCUCAAGUCUCGGCGGCAGAACCGUUCAAACUGACUUUCCAUAGAACAGUCACUAAUGUUGGUAUGGGUAACGGCACCUACAAAGCAAAGGUAGUGGGAUCUAAACUCAACGUCAAGGUGUUUCCAGAAGUCUUGUUUCUGAAGUCCUUGCACAUGAAGAAGUCCUUCAAGGUGACUGUUUCAGGCAAAGGUCCCGAAGCUGAUCAAAAUUUUGUGUCCGCACACCUGAUAUGGUCUGAUGGUGUUCAUUCUGUGAGAAGCCCCAUUGUUGUUUAUGCUACGAACUGAUUAGUCAAAAUUAGUUCUUGUCUCUAAACAUUAUCGCCAGUUAUGAUUGUUUAUUUUACUUGUCAUGAUAUGUUUGUUGUUUAGGAGGUUUCUAAUUCGUUCACCCAUUUAAAGUCAAAACAUCUUUGUCGGAUUUGCUUAUUGGUUCGAAAUUCAACAUUGUUAUAUGAGAGUUUUGAUUUAAUUUGGAUAA